CUCUCUCUCUCUCUCUCUCUCUCUCUCUCUCUCUCUCUCUCUCUCUCUCUCUCUCUCUCUCUCAAACGAGAAAAGAAAAGUGGGAAGCGGGAUAGCUCAAUCUCUCCUUUCUCCUCCCCCAUACAUCUCUCUCUCUCUCUCUCUCUCUCUCUCUCUCUCUCGCGUUUAAACACACAUAUAUACUUCAGAUAUAUCAGUAGGAUGUGCAAACCUAGCCUGCUUGUCUAACUUAUUAGCCACCACUGCUGCAAACUUUACCUGUUGCUCUUAUCCCUCCUUAAUUCUUCCUUCUCCUCUUCUUCCUGGUUGCUGGUAGACUACUGUUCUUCACACGGCGAGGCGAGCCGGCGGCGGCGACUGGUCAGAAGGAAUGUCAUCCCAGAUCGCGUUGGCAGAUCAUGUUUGCUAUGUCCACUGCAGCUUCUGCAACACAGUUCUCGCGGUGAGUGUGCCGGGGAACAGCAUGCUCAACAUGGUGACAGUUCGGUGUGGACACUGCACAAACCUACUGUCAGUGAACUUGAGAGGACUGAUGCACUCACUCCCAGAACAAGAUCAUCCUCUCCAGAACAUCAAGGUCCAUAGCAUCAAUGGCGCCUCGCGUGACCAAUACAGCCAGCUGGAGUUUGGUUCUUCGUCGUCGAAAUUCCUUCUGCCUAUGAUGUACUCGGCACAAAAUGAUCACCUGCAGGAACAAGCGCUAAAUGCUCGUCCUCCGGAGAAGAGGCAACGGGUUCCUUCGGCAUAUAACAGAUUCAUCAAGGAAGAGAUACGAAGGAUCAAAGCUAACAAACCCGACAUUAGCCACAGGGAAGCCUUCAGCACAGCAGCCAAGAACUGGGCACAUUAUCCAAACAUCCAUUUUGGGAUAAGCCCAGAUCGAGAGGGUGGCAAGAAGCUCGUUGAUGAGACUGUCGCCGCUGCGCCGGCUACUAAGAAGAUCCAAGGUUUCUACUGAUAUAUGAGCAGUCCAGCGGCACAUGGGUGCAAGAGAUUAAUACCACAAAUAUACUGUGAGUAAGAAUGAAGCAAACAAAGGAAUUUAAGUUAUUGAAUUUAUUACUCCGUUCAUGAGUGAAAAGCUUGCGAAGAUGUAAGUACAUAGUAGCGAGUAACAAGUGGGAAGUGAAACAUAUAUACAAACAUGAAUUGCUACUAGAGCCUCGAUGGAACAAUACGAUCGGUGACUCGAUAAUCAUUUGACCA
Molecule: messenger RNA, 1206 nt
Organism: Phragmites australis (common reed)
Lineage: Eukaryota; Viridiplantae; Streptophyta; Magnoliopsida; Poales; Poaceae
Product: protein YABBY 6-like
Exons: 6
Coding region: 371-958 (195 amino acids)
Biological process (GO): multicellular organism development; cell fate commitment
Cellular component (GO): nucleus
Source: RefSeq, a predicted model, not a curated record